AUUUGGCAAUGUGGUAAACGAAGACAUCGAAAUUUUUGAGAAGUUGGAAAUUUUGAUAGAAGAGAUGAUCGGAGAAUUGGAAUGAUCCGAUACGCACCGUUUGAUCCAGAAGUGACGACCAAACUGUGUCGCUUGUUUGAACCAUUUUUGCUGUCACUCGGAAAGUCUUCAAACCCCUUUACGCUGAGAGAGUGCAACCAAAUCCACGCCAAGCUCAUAGUUUCCCAAUGCAUUUCACAAACCCACUUAACCAACACCCUUUUAAAUUUGUACUCCAAGUUCGCUCACUUUCGCCAUGCCCACCUUCUGUUCGACCAAAUGCCUCACAGGAAUGUUGUCUCCUGGACAACCUUAAUUUCCGCUUAUCUUCGAAAUGGGUUUCUCCCAAAAGCCUUUGAGAUGUUCAAUCAGAUGCGUGCAUCGAAUGAGAGACCCAAUGAGUACACUUUAUCUGUUCUGCUUCGAGCCUGUGCCACUCCUGCAUUGUGGGAUUUGGGUUUGCAGAUUCACGGCUUGGUGGUUCGCUUUGGGUUUGAGAGAGACAAGUUUGCUGGGAGUUCUCUUGUUUAUAUGUACUUCAAUAGUGGCAGUGAUUUGGGGGAUGCGUGUCGUGUUUUUCAUGGAUUGUUGGAGAGAGACCUUGUUGUAUGGAAUGUUAUGAUUUCCGGGUUGGCUCAAGUUGGUGACUUUGGCAUGGUUCAGAGGUUGUUUUCUGAAAUGUGGGAGAUCCAAGGCUUGAAACCUGAUGAUAGUACGUUUGUUAGCUUGCUCAAGUGCUGUUCUUCAUUGGAAGAGGUGAAGCAAAUCCAUGGGCUAGUGUGCAAGUUUGGUGCUGAAGUGGAUGCUGUGGUGGGCAGUGCUCUGGUUGACUUGUAUGCCAAAUGUGGGGAUGUAGGUUCUUGCAUGAAAAUCUUUGACUCCAUGGAGGAGAAGGAUAGUUUUGUUUGGAGUUCUAUCAUUUCGGGCUAUACCAUGAAUAAUAGAGGAGAGGAAGCUGUGCAUUUCUUCAAGGACAUGUGUAGACAAAGGGUGAAACCAGAUCAGCACGUGUUGUCUAGUACUUUGAAAGCUUGUGUUGAAAUAGGGGACUUGAACACAGGCGUUCAAGUGCAUGGCCAAAUGAUUAAAAAUGGGCAUCAAAACGAUUGUUUUGUCGCAAGUGUGCUGUUGACUCUCUAUGCCAGUUUUGGUGAACUAGUGGAUGUGGAAAAUGUGUUCAGAAGAAUUGAUGAUAAGGAUAUUGUAGCAUGGAACUCUAUGAUCUUGGCUCAUGCUCAACUGGAGCAGGGAUCUGGUCCCUCUAUGAAACUAUUACAAGAACUUCGCAGAACAACCUCUUUGCAAAUUCAAGGUGCUACUGUAGUUUCUGUUUUGAAGUCUUGUGAGAAUAAAUCAGAUUUGCCUGCAGGUAGACAAAUUCAUUCACUUAUAGCGAAAUUAAGUAUUAGCCGUCACACUUUGGUUGGCAAUGCAUUAGUCCACAUGUACUCUCAGUGUAGACAAAUUGGUGAUGCAUUUAAAGCUUUUGUUGAUAUUGUCUGGAAAGAUGACAGUUCUUGGAGUUCUAUUAUUGGAACUUAUAAACAAAAUGGGAUGGAAUCAGAAGCUUUACAGCUAUGCAAAGAGAUGUUGGCUGAUGGAAUCACUUUUACCAGUUAUAGCCUUCCACUUUGUAUUUCAGCUUGCUCACAACUUUCAGCUAUACACGUGGGUAAACAAUUCCAUGUUUUUGCUCUCAAGUCUGGUUACAGCCAUGAUGUCUAUGUGGGAAGUUCCAUUAUAGACAUGUACGCAAAAUGUGGAACCAUGAAGGAAUCAGAGAAAGUUUUCGGUGAACAAGUAGAGCCAAAUUUAGUAAUUUAUAAUGCCAUGAUAUGCGGAUAUGCACAUCAUGGAAAAGCACAAGAAGCCGUAGAAGAAUUCAGUAGGCUAGAGAAGAAUGCUUUGACCCCUAAUCAUGUAACUUUCUUGGCUGUGCUAUCAGCUUGUAGCCAUUCCGGUUAUGUUGAAGAUACAUUGCAUUUCUUUACGUUGAUGCUUCAAAAAUACAAGAUUAGGCCAGAAUCUGAGCAUUAUUCGUGCCUAGUUGAUGCCUAUGGUCGGGCAGGAAGGUUGGAGGAAGCUUACCAAAUAGUGCAAAAAGAUGGAAGUGAAUCAGCAUGGAGAACAUUACUAAGUGCUUGCAGGAAUCAUAACAACACAGAGAUUGGAGAAAAAUCUGCGAUGAAGAUGAUAGAAUUGAAUCCCAGUGAUCAUGCUUCGUAUAUUCUUCUUUCAAAUAUUUACGUCGGAGAGGGAAAAUGGGUAGAAGCUCUUGAAUGUAGGAACAAAAUGGCCAAGAUUCGUGUGAAGAAAGACCCAGGAAGUAGUUGGUUGAUCUGAGGAUCGCUAAGACCCAGUAAGGGAUACGUCAUAUACUGAUGACCCGCCAUUAUUGAAGUG
Abrus precatorius (Indian licorice) is the source of this 2442-nucleotide messenger RNA. RefSeq names its product pentatricopeptide repeat-containing protein At2g13600-like. Gene Ontology annotation, biological process: RNA modification. Gene Ontology annotation, molecular function: protein binding; RNA binding. The record is from RefSeq and is a predicted model, not a curated record. The transcript has a single exon. Lineage: Eukaryota; Viridiplantae; Streptophyta; Magnoliopsida; Fabales; Fabaceae. Bases 82 to 2382 code for a protein of 766 amino acids.